This is a messenger RNA of Rhineura floridana, 1064 nucleotides long. Its product is annotated as membrane-spanning 4-domains subfamily A member 4A-like. The transcript is spliced from 7 exons. NCBI's taxonomy places the organism in Eukaryota, Metazoa, Chordata, Lepidosauria, Squamata, Rhineuridae. Gene Ontology annotation, cellular component: membrane. The record is from RefSeq and is a predicted model, not a curated record. The coding region runs from base 235 to 762 and encodes 175 amino acids.
UUUUCCCACAUCAUUCCAAGGGAAGGCCUCUGUAGCUUUAGAAGGAACAAUCAUGAGGAUUAGAAAAGGGAAGAUCCAAAUGUACCCAUCAGAGCUGCAAUAACAGUAUUGUGCAAUUUAUACAGAAAUUGACAGAACUGGUACCAGGGAAAGAAAGAUAUGGUCAUAGGACUGACAACUAUGUCCUGGAGCCCGUGAGAGCUUUAGUCAACAUCAAGAGGCUCUGAAGUUGCCAUGUCAGAAGCUGGACUCCUACUGCAGAGAUUCCUCAGGGGACAUCCCAGAGUUUUUGGGACCCUUCUGGUGGUGAUUGGGCUAUUCCAGAUGGCCUUUGGAGUCAUCUUAUUCAUGUACCCUUGUGUCUACAGGGAUGAGCUGGGCACCCAUUUCUAUUCAGCUGCAUUGUUAAUCCUGGCUGGCAUUCUCACCCUUGCUGCAGACAAAGCCAACAACCUGGGCCUGGUGAAAGCCUGCCUUGCAAUCUAUAUUCUCUGCACAAUAGUGGUGGCUGUGAUCAACAUUUUCUACUUGAUAGACUUACUGUACAACCCCCGUUACCAGUACCUCAGAUGUUCUAGAACUGAGGUGGACUGUGAGAUGCUGAAUCAGAUUGCGGGCUGUUGUACAGGCAUGCGCAGCAUUGUCCUGAUUUUAACUUCCCUAGGAUUCUUUAUUUGCAUCUCCAUGGCAGCCUUUGGGUGCAAAGCUGUGUGUCGCCAGAGCACAGCUGAUGAUGAUGUGCCCAUUGCCAGGCCAAGGUAAUAAUGGAACUGAAUGGUUGCCUGGCAUUUUCCAAGUUCCACUGAACUCAACAGAGAUCCUUCGACCAGAUGUCUUGCUCCAAGCCUAAAUCCUUAGCACCUGAAGAAAGUUCAUAAUAUAUGCUUCUUUGUGGAAACUAGUGACUUCCCACUAGGCAUGGAAAGGUCUGUCCAUUUCGGUUCUCUCAGUUUCUCAUUUUUGCAGUCUUAAAUUCAGUUCUCCACAUUUCUCUAGCAAUUUGUGAAUUUUUGGGAAAAAAUUCUCACGGACGUUCUUCAGCAUUUUAGUGUAAAUUUUGCCUA